Rhea pennata is the source of this 5146-nucleotide messenger RNA. RefSeq names its product collagen type XVI alpha 1 chain (gene COL16A1). The transcript is spliced from 70 exons. The coding region runs from base 100 to 5076 and encodes 1658 amino acids. The record is from RefSeq and is a predicted model, not a curated record. Lineage: Eukaryota; Metazoa; Chordata; Aves; Rheiformes; Rheidae. Gene Ontology annotation, molecular function: extracellular matrix structural constituent conferring tensile strength. Gene Ontology annotation, biological process: extracellular matrix organization.
GACGCCCGGCUCCGGCUGCCCCGGCCCUGCCUUGCCUCGUGGCAGGAAGCAGGGAGCAGGGAGGCCAGGACGCCCGCGCGGGCCCCGCGCCGCCGCACCAUGAGGGGUCUCUGGGCCCUCGCUCUCGCCGGGCUGGUCAGCGCCUGCGAGGGGAAGGAGCUGCCCUCGGCCGCGGGAGGGGAGCUGUGUCCGCAGCUGCGGGAGGAAAAUCUGCUCGGGGACAAGUAUGAAAACGUGACGGGCUUCAACCUCGUGAAAAGGUUCAACCUGCUGAAGAUCUCCUCCAUCAAGAAAAUCCGCAACCCGAAGGGGCCGCUGAUCCUGCGGCUGGGCGCCGUGCCGCUGGUGCAGCCCACGCGGCAGGUGUUCCCCCGCGGGCUGCCCCCCGAGUUCACGCUCGUCCUCACCUUGCUGCUGAAGAAGAACAGCACCGGGGAGGACUGGUACCUCUUCCAGGCCACCGACCGCCGGGGCUACCCGCAGCUCUCGCUGGCCCUGCACGGCCCCGAGAAGAGCCUCGAGUUCCAGGCCCGCGCGCCGGGGGAGGACGCGUUCGUCAGCACCGUCUUCGCCGGCAAGGGGGUCUCGUCCCUCUUCGACGGCCGGUGGCACAAGGUGGCCCUGGGCGUGCAGAGCCACGCCGUGUCCAUCCACGUCGACUGCGGCUACAUCUCCUCCAAGCCGCUGGCGCCCCGGCGGGCGCUGCUGCCCGAGGGCAAUGCCUUCCUCGGCCUGGACGCCGUGCGCGGCAGCCCCGUGCGGUUCGACCUGCAGCAGGCGCAGCUGUACUGCGACGCCGAGCUGGCGAGGCAGGAGGGAUGCUGCGAGAUCUCGGCCAGCGGGUGCUUCGCCGAAGCGCCCAAGACGCGGCGGCAAGCGGAGCUGAUGCAGAGCAGCAACCUGAUCGAGAUCUCGCCGCGGUCCGAGGGCAGGGUGUACACCCGCUGCUUCUGCCUCGAGGAGCCGUGGGGCAGCGCGGAGCCGGCAGGGGCUCUGAGGAUGACUGGCCUGAAGGGUGACCACGGGGAGAAGUGCCCGCCCUGCUCGCCGCAGAUGGAUGCAGCAAACGUGACGCUCGGCCCCCCCGGCCCGAAGGGCGGGAAGGGCGAGCGAGGCCUGCCCGGCACCCACGGCGCCAAGGGGGAGAAAGGCGACCGCGGCGCCGACUGCGUGCGGACGGUCCCCGGCGGCCCCGUGCAGGUGAGGACCCCGCUCUCGGCGCGCCCCGGCCCCCUCCCCUCCCCACCGCCCUCCCCUGAUCCCCUGCUCUGCGUCCCCAGUGCGCCGAGGGGCCCGCCGGGCGAGAAGGGGCAGCGCGGAGACACGGGGCUCCCGGGAGCGACCGGUGCCGACGGGCAGAAGGGCCAGAAGGGCGAGAAGGGCGCCGGGGGGCUCCAGGGCAAGCCGGGCCGUCCAGGCCGCGACGGCCGUCCCGGCGAGAUUUGCGUGGUGGGACCCAAGGGCCAGAAGGGCGACCCAGGCCUGGUGGGACCCGAGGGGCUGGCUGGCGAGCCAGGACCCCCGGGGAAGCCGGGGUCUCCGGGGAUCGGCUUUCCGGGGAAGCCGGGCGACCCUGGCGGCCCCCCGGGCCCGAGGGGGGACAAGGGUAGCGCCGGAGCUCCCGGACCCGGAGGAUCCCCUGGGAAGCCCGGGCCCCCCGGCGUCGCGGGGCCGAAAGGAGACAAGGGCGAGCCGUGCGAGCUGUGCCCCACUGUCCCCGCCGAGGCGCUCGGCGCCGCCGGGCUCCCCGGCAAGCCGGGACCCAGGGGAGAGCCCGGAGCGCCGGGCAGGGACGGCGUAUCGGACAGACCCGGCCCCACCGGACCCAAAGGGGACAGGGGAGACCGCGGCAUCGACGGGAUAAAAGGGCAGAAGGGCGACGCGUGCGUGCCGUGCGACGGCGGCGUGCUGGCCGCGCUGCUGCGGAGCCCCGCGGCGGGGCACGACGCCGAGCCGGCGCCGGGCGCAGCGGGGCUCUCCGAGCUGGCCGGCAUCAAGGGCGAGAAGGGCGACAGCGGCCAGGAGGGACCCGCGGGCAGACGGGGGCUGCCGGGAGACAAGGGAGAUCCGGGCGUCCGGGGGCUCAAAGGAGAGAAGGGCGAGCCGUGCGGGCAGUGCCCUCCCGCUCCGCAGGCCCUCGAAGGGGCCGCGACGCUCGUGGCCGUGCCCGGACCGCCGGGGCAGCCGGGCGACGCUGGCCCCCCGGGCAGAGCGGGCAAACCCGGCGACGCCGGCCCCAAAGGGCAGAAGGGGGACGCGGGAAGCCCCGGGGACCCGGGCACCCCGGGCACAGCCGGUCUCCCAGGGCUGUCGGGUGAGCCCGGCGUCAGGGGUCCGGCGGGGCCCAAAGGCGAGAAGGGAGACGCCUGCGAAUCCUGCCCCGUCCUCCAAGGGGACUUCUCGGACGCGGUCGGCAUCCCCGGAAAACCCGGCGCCAAAGGGGACCAGGGCCCCCCGGGCAUCGGCCAGCCGGGCAGACCCGGGAAGCCGGGGCUGCCCGGGAUUCAAGGCCCCGCCGGGCUGAAGGGGCUGCAGGGCGAGCCCGGCCCGCGGGGGAUCGGCCAGCCGGGCCCGCAGGGAGAGCCUGGAAGGCCCGGACCGCCUGGGACACCUGGACCCCCCGGACCCCAGGGACCCCCAGGGACCGCGGCGGAGAAAGGCGCCAAGGGAUCGCCGGGGCCCAAAGGUGCCGCGGGCCCCCCGGGGCCUCCGGGGACCAGCGUCGUGGGGCCACCGGGCCGCGAAGGGCAGCGGGGGCUCCCCGGGCUGCCUGGCUCCAGCGGGCUGCCGGGGGAGAAGGGCGCGCGCGGCGAGAAGGGAGACGCCGGCGAAUGCACGUGCCAGCCGGGCCCGCGGCAGGACGCCAGCUACGUCGGGAUGCCGGGAGCCCCAGGACUUGGGACCGGGACGUCCUGGCAGCCUCAGCCUGGCCCUCAGGUGUGUGCUUUCCCCGCGAGCGCUGCAGCCGCCUGCCCCGCGCUGCGCCCCGGGCCCCCCGGAGCCCCAGGACCCCCCGGCCCCCCCGGCGCCCCGGGACGCCAGGGGGUCCCGGGACACAACGGUUUGCCGGGACUGCCGGGGCCAGCUGGAGACCUGGGGCCGCUGGCCGUCGUGGCCGAGAGGAACAUGGAAGUGCUGAAGAGCCUCUGCGGGGACUGCGCCCAGCUGCAGGCCGCCCUCGAGGCGCCCGGCGGGGAGAAGGGCGGCCAGGGCAUGCCGGGCGCCCCCGGCAGCGAGAGCUGCGCCCGCUGCUUCGCCCAGUUCCCGCGGGCCGAGGAGGCUCGGGGCGACAGCCCCGACACGGACUGCGUGGGCGAGCCCGGGCAUCCGGGCAGCCCGGGCAUCCCCGGCGAGAGAGGGGAGCAGGGCUUGCCAGGACUGCGGGGACCCCCGGGGCCGCCUGGGCCCGUCGGCCCCCCAGGCUUUCCCGGAACGCCGGGCGCACCCGGACUGCCCGGUCUCCAGGGCGAACGCGGCCCCGCCGGGCUUGCCGGAGCCAAAGGGGAGCCGGGACCUCCGGGGCAGCCUGGAUAUCCCGGUGCCACGGGCCCCCCCGGCCUUCCCGGCAUCAAGGGUGAGCGAGGCUACGUGGGCCCCCCUGGGGAGAAGGGGGAGCCGGGCCCCCCCGGCCUGGACGGCGUCCCCGGGCCCACGGGGCCAGCGGGGCCGAGGGGCGAGCGCGGGCUCCCGGGCGGCGCCGGCGAGAAGGGCGACCAGGGUUUCCAGGGACAGCCGGGCUUCCCGGGGCCGCCGGGACCUCCCGGCUUCCCGGGAAAGGUCGGCCCGGCAGGGCCCCCGGGGCCCGCGGCCGAGAAGGGCAGCGAGGGCAUGCGCGGCCCCACGGGGAUGCCAGGGCCCCCCGGCCCCCCCGGCCCCCCCGGCAUCCAGGGCCCCGCCGGCGUGGAAGGGCUGGACGGCAAGGACGGCAAACCGGGAGCGCGGGGCGAUCCCGGCCCCCCCGGGCCACCGGGGAUGAUGGGGCUGCCGGGCUUCAAGGGGAAGACGGGUCACCCGGGGCUCCCGGGACCGAAGGGUGACUGCGGCAAACCUGGCCCCCCGGGGAGCACGGGCCGGCCCGGAGCAGAGGGCGACCCCGGACCCAUGGGACCCCAAGGCCGGCAGGGACCUCCGGGUCUUAUCGGACCCCCGGGCAGCCCGGGCCAGCCCGGCCCCGCCGGACUCGCCGGAGUGGGACUGAAGGGCGAGCGGGGAUCCACGGGGGACCGAGGCCUGCCGGGGAUGCCGGGACAGCCGGGGCCGCCGGGACACCCUGGACCGCCGGGGGAGCCAGGACCCGAUGGACCGGUCGGCAAAGAGGGCCCCCCGGGAAAGCCCGGCACCGCGGGACCGGCCGGCCAGAAGGGUGAAGCUGGAUCGCCCGGCGAGAGGGGCUACCCGGGGGAGAAGGGCCGAGCCGGCGCGCCGGGGGGGCCCGGCAAGAGCGGCUCCAUGGGCCUGGUGGGGCCGCGGGGUCCCGCCGGAGAGAGGGGCCCCCCCGGGGCGCCGGGCCCGGCGGGCAGCCCGGGGCUGCCGGGCCCCCCGGGGAUGAUGGGCGACGCCGUGAGCUACGACGAGAUCAAGCGGUUCGUGCAGCAGGAGCUGAGCAAGAUGUUCGACGAGCGCAUGGCCUACUACACCACGAGGAUGCACUUCCCGCUGGAGACGGCGGCGUCGCCGGGCCGGCCCGGCCCGCCGGGCAAGGACGGGCUGCCGGGCCGCCCGGGCCCGCCCGGCUCCCCGGGGCUGCCGGGGCAGAUCGGCAGAGAGGGGCGGCAAGGCGUGCCGGGCGCGCGAGGCGAGCCGGGCGCCAAGGGCGAGAAGGGGGAGAAAGGCGUGGGCCUCGUGGGGGACAGCGGCCCGCCGGGGCCCCCAGGUCCGCAGGGCCCGCCGGGCUACGGGAAGAUGGGCCCGCCGGGGCCCGUGGGGCAGCAGGGCGUCCCCGGCGUGCCCGGCCCGCCGGGCGCCACGGGGCAGCCGGGCAAGACGGGGCAGUGCAGCCCGGCCGAGUGCCACGGCGCCCUGCCGCUGGAGCAGCCGCUCUUCCCGCCCCAGAGCGUCAAGGGGCCCUUCGGCUGAGCGCGCCCCGACGGCCCCCUCCCGCCUGCGCCGCGCGGCCCGUCCCAGUAAAGGCGCCUCUGGGCCCAGC